AUGCAGCCCGAGGUUCGCCGUUCGCCGUUGGAUAACAGCGCCCGAUUGAUUGAUCGGACGGCUCCGCGCUUGUCCCAUCGAUCGCGGUGCGUUGUCGGUGUCUCAUUCCCCGGUCCGUCCGUCCCGCCCUGGAUUUUGUGUGCUGCCCUCCCUGGUUGGUGGCCAUCCCUCCCGGAUGAAGUAUGGGAGCAUGUCUUCUCGUUCGUGGAGUCGGAUAGCGAUCGGAACUCGAUCUCAUUGGUGUGUCGUGGUUGGCACCGCCUCGAGCGGCUCACUCGCCGCCGGCUCUUUGUGGGAAACUGCUAUUCCGUGGCCCCAUCUGCGGCGGCGAGGCGGUUUACGGCGCUGAGAGCCGUGGCGGUGAAGGGAAAGCCUCAUUUUGCUGAUUUUAACCUCGUGCCGGCUGGAUGGGGCGCUGGAGCUGGUGCGUGGGUGGCGGCGUUAGCUGCGGCGUGCCCGCAGCUUGAGGAGAUCAGGUUCAAGCGGAUGGUUGUCUCGGAUGAGUGCUUGAAUGUGAUCUCGAGAUCGUUUAAGAAUUUUAGGGCUUUGCUUCUAGCUUCGUGCGAGGGUUUCGGCGGCGAUGGGCUAUCCGCCAUUGCUGCUAAUUGCCGACAUUUGAGAGUGCUAGAUUUGCAGGAGAAUGAAGUGGAUGACAGGUGUGGAAACUGGAUGAGCCACUUUCCAGAGUCUUUCACCUCUCUUGUGUCUCUCAAUUUUGCAUGUCUGGAAGGGGAGGUGAAACUCUCUGUUCUCGAACGCUUAGUAAGCAGAUGUACCAACCUUAAGACCCUAAGGCUAAACCAAACUGUGCCUUUGGAAAGGCUUGCUAGCAUCCUUCACCGGGCCCCUCAACUCGUUGACCUUGGCACUGGCAAGUUCUCUUCAGACUAUCGGCCAGAGCUCUACGCCAAGGUUGAAUCAGCUUUUGCUGGGUGUAAGCAGCUGAAGAGCUUGUCUGGUGUCUGGGAUUCUAGUCCUCCCUUCCUCCCUGCUGUCUAUCCGGUGUGUGAAAACCUUACAUCAUUGAAUUUGAGCUAUGCCACCGUUCAAAGCCCUGAUCUAAUUGAUCUUAUAAGCCAUUGCAGGAAUAUUCAACGACUUUGGGUAAUGGACUACAUUGAGGACUCGGGCCUAAAUGCUGUUGCAGCAUCUUGCAAGCACCUUCAAGAAUUGCGUGUUUUCCCAUCAGAUCCAUUUGGCAUGGCAGCACCAGUUACUCUAACAGAGCAUGGCCUUGUCGCUGUCUCUGCCGGUUGCCCGAUGCUACAUUCUGUUCUUUACUUCUGCAGACAGAUGACAAAUUCUGCACUAAUCGAGGUUGCUCGGAAUCGCCCCAACCUCACACGCUUCCGCCUAUGCAUCAUUGAGCCUCGAACUCCAGAUUACGUCACCCUGCAGCCCCUUGAUGCAGGUUUCAGUGCCAUAGUUGAAUCUUGCAAAGACCUUCGGCGUCUCUCAGUCUCAGGCCUCCUUACUGACCAGGUCUUCAAAUCCAUCGGUGAGAAAGCCCAUCGUCUGGAGAUGCUUUCAGUGGCAUUUGCUGGGGACAGUGAUGCUGCUCUCCACUAUAUUCUAUCUGGGUGCAGUAGUCUGCGGAAACUGGAGAUCAGGGACUGCCCUUUCGGAGACAAACCUUUGUUAGUAAAUGCAGCAAAGUUGGACACAAUGCGAUCCCUUUGGAUGUCAUCUUGCUCUGUGAGCUUAGGAGCCUGCAAGACACUAGCGAAGAAGAUGCCGAAUCUUAAUGUGGAGGUGAUCAAUGAGCGAACGGGGAUGUGCGAGGUGUUGCCCAACAGCGGCUCAGUCGACAAGAUUUACAUUUACCGAACAGUGGCUGGCCCCAGAUCGGAUAUGCCACCAUUUGUUCAGAUAGUCUAGGAUGCCAUUGCCACUGGCUUUGUUAAGGUACCACUUGCAUAAUAUUUUAGUUGGACUCUUAUAUCAUUGUCUUCAAUGAUUAUGCAUGCAGAUGAUUUGCUGAUGCUAUCUUGAUUAGUUUAUUAAUAGAGAUGCAGCAUGGUGUUUGAGAGCUGAAUGAAUGCAUUGUUGUGGUCCUUAAGCACAGAGAGAGAGAGAGAGAGAGAGAGAGAGAGAGCAGUGUUAAUAAAUGAAAUUGAUGGGAUGUAAUCUUAUAUAUGGACUUUCAGUGAGGACUCUGGAGCACAGAUUGAUACUUUGUUUGUACAUUGAGAAUCCUUUUUUUUUAAUUAUUUUUUUCCUGUACUUAGGCUGAAUUUACAUCUUUUGUACUUCAUGCUUUUGAAAACAUUAAAUGUUCUUAAUUGAACCUCUGUUUAAGGCUCUUUAAAGCUUC
Molecule: messenger RNA, 2314 nt
Organism: Dioscorea cayenensis subsp. rotundata (Guinea yam)
Lineage: Eukaryota; Viridiplantae; Streptophyta; Magnoliopsida; Dioscoreales; Dioscoreaceae
Product: transport inhibitor response 1-like protein Os05g0150500
Exons: 4
Coding region: 1-1878 (625 amino acids)
Biological process (GO): SCF-dependent proteasomal ubiquitin-dependent protein catabolic process
Cellular component (GO): SCF ubiquitin ligase complex
Molecular function (GO): protein binding
Source: RefSeq, a predicted model, not a curated record